AUGGAGCCGAGGUCUCCGUCCGCGGUACGGGUCUUCCGCCUCGUGGAUCUCAGGGGCAGGAGUGCGAUGAUGGGCGUCGGUUGGCUCCUGCGCUGGGGACGCUUCCGUUGCGUCUUUCGGGCUCUCCUUCGUGUCGCGCUUCAACAGCCACGCCGAGACAAUGGCUGCUAUGAGAACGACGGCGAUGCUGCCGACGACGAUCCCACCAAUCGCACAGCCGCGAAGUCAGUCCGCUGCGAGAGACUGAAGAGGUCGUCGAAGCUGUGGACAACCCCCGCUCAGACCGACUGGACGACAGUAAUCGCAGCCGUGCUCACGUUCUGCGAGGAUAUACCGUUCGCUGUCGAGCCUUGCGAGCCCGCUUUUGUGGACGGGGACUGCGUGACGACGGAGACACAGUCCAGCUUGCGCGUCGCUCAGUACAUGAGCACGUUCGUCUCCAGGCUGAGCGAGUCUGCUUGUUGCCAUCGAUUCCGGAUUGGAUUUGCGUGGCUCAGCUCUGUGGUCAUCGUCUGGGUGGAAACCGUUCCAGAGCAGAACGUCCUUGAGAACGUGGAGCGACAGUAG
Messenger RNA from Verruconis gallopava, 567 nucleotides. RefSeq lists its product as uncharacterized. Bases 1 to 567 code for a protein of 188 amino acids. The record is from RefSeq and is a predicted model, not a curated record. The transcript has a single exon. Lineage: Eukaryota; Fungi; Ascomycota; Dothideomycetes; Venturiales; Sympoventuriaceae.